UUGACAAGCAUGCAUGGAGCAGCUGCUGAAAGCCGGCACAAAUUUCGGGGGCUGGGAGCACAGAGGGGACUCUCUUCCCUUCGCCUGCCAGUGUGACAACAGGUAGUAGUGCCCUGUCUCUGAGCAUGUCUCUGGCGAGUCUUCUGAGAGCAGGAGGGUGCCCUGCCCUCACGGGGUGCCCAGGAGGGGAGAGUGGACACAGGGAGGCCAGCUCUGAGGUCUUGCGAGGCUCUAUGUGGGCUGGUGUUGAGCAGAGCACAGGUCUGGAGCCUUUGCGCACAGUGCCGGCUGUCCCCAGCCUCCCUGCACCAUCCCACCUCAGCAGCUUUCCAAUCGCAGGCCCGGGGCCCACUCCUUGUGCCCCAGAGACCGCCUGAAGCUCCCUGGGGGUAAGCAUGCAGCCUUGCUCUGAGAAGUGCCCCUCUCCCAAUGGCCUGGUAUCCUCCAGCCAGUCCCUAAUGAAGGUGUGCCUGGUGGCUGCUGGCAGAGGGGCACCCUGGCCCAACCCCUGGAGGCUAGUCUUUGCCACAAGGAAUGGACGCUGGCCCUGGCCACAGCCCUUGUGGAAACCCAAAGGGGGCCCAAAGUGCAUCCCUUGGAACACUGACCCUGGGACUAAAGGGUGUAAAAUAGUUCCCCUGGCUAAAGAAGUUGGGGUCUUGUGCUGUACUCUGAACUCUAUGCUGGGAAAUUCACAAGGCAUAUACAGUUGGUCAAAGGGCCUGAAAAGGUCUACGCUAAAGAAUCCCAUUUCACAUUUUUUUAAUCCGGCUUCUCUCAGAUGGAUAUGACCUUGAAAACUUUUUUCUCUGUAAUGUGAUUAACACCUGCAGAGCUAUAUGGUCCCUGCGUGGAAUGUCUACCCCAUCCAUGCCCGGAGCCAGACCAGCAUGACUUCUGGGCCUGGGAACAGGUCCCUUUCUUCCUUUCAGCCAGCAGCCUAGCUUUCCCCACGCUGGUCGUGGACAUCCAACAGUCCUUAGCCUAAGCCAUGCAACCAGAGGAGAUAAAUAGCCAGAGCUGUUGGGGGCAGGGGCGCUGAUGUGUGGGAACUGUUGGCUGGGCAGGGAGGGGGUGGGAGGAGAUGAAGGUCUGGGCUGAGACAGGAGACACACUCUGUUGGCCCGUCCUGGUGCCCACCCCCCUCCCCCCAGGGACAGGCCUGAAGGGCGCAACCAUGCAAAUUGGGACUUAAAUUUAACUCUAUGUAAAUGUAACUCUAUGUAAAAGUCUAGUGAGUUAGCUGUCCAGCUCAUUGCAUGCGUGUGCGUGUGUACACACACACAGGCAGCGGUUGCACAUGGGUGGCCCUUGGACUACCUCUAGCCCACAGACAGGUUUUGUUUGACCAGAGUUGUAUUUAUUUGUUUUGUUUUGUUUUUUUUCAAAGCAAGACACGAAACUCUGGCUUCUUGCUGCUUUUAAAACAGUAGAAGAUAGGGCAGUGCUGGGCUCACGUUCCCACUUGACUGGAACUGAGAUAGGCAUGGCCUUUACUCAAGGCUGGUGUCCCCACCUGGUUGAUUAGUUUCCUACUGAGCCCAGGGUACAGGGCAGGGGGGGUGGUGCUCUGAGUGGUCCCUUGGACCACAUUCUCCUGAGUCCUCUCAGAUCCAUCUAAAUGCUCUCCUGGCAUCAUACUUAAUGACUGGCUUUAGAGUUGUUGUUGUUUUUUUUUUUCUCCUGGUCUUUAAAAUCAGAGUUUGGCCCUGUCUCUUUCUUAUGUGAAACCCUUCCUUGGUUUCCCCAAGGCUCCUGCCUAGACACAGCACCAUGCAUCUCCUUGGCCCUUCGCUCCUGCUUCUUGGAUAUUUGGUUUUCUCUGACUCGACUUAUAAUGCCUGGACGUUUAAGCAUCCUAAGACCCUCUAUGCCUGGGAUGGAGCCUGCGUCUGGAUCCCUUGCACAUACAGUUCGCUAAAGGGUAGUGGACACAUCCUAGAUAACCUGACUGUGUACCACAAUUUUACAUAUAACAAGACGGCCAAGAACUACAUUGGGACCGUCCUCUAUUCUAAGAACCUGACAACUGAGGAGUCUACCUCCAGUCAGGAAAGGGUACGAUUCCUGGGAAACCGCAGAAACAACUGUACGCUCCUCAUCAAUCCUGUCAGAGUCGAUGACAGCGGUCUUCUGGGGCUGAGGGUGAUGUCGAGGACUGACAAAUGGAUGGCAUCUCUAAACCUCAGCAUCUCUGAGAGGGCUCCUCAACCCCACAUAGAGCUCCCUCAGGAAAUCCGGGAGGACCAGGAAGUCACUGCCACCUGCUCCCUGAAUUUCGCCUGCCAUGAUUACCAGAUCCAUCUGCGGUGGUCCCUGGAGGGGUCUGUGACCACUUCUACCAUCCUCUCCACUGAGACAGUCACCACCCAGAGCAGCCUCCAUUUCCAGCCCAACUGGACUCACGAUGGCAAGAACCUGACCUGCCAGCUCUGGGACCCCAUGAAAAAGCGGCUACUCUCGGAGAAAACAGUGUUGCUGGAAGUGAAGUAUGCACCAAAGUUGAAGAUCCAGGUCAGCCCCGAAGAAGCCACCGUCCCAGAGGGAGAGUCUGUGACCAUGAGGUGCCAGGUCAUGGGCAGCAACCCGCCACACGGGACUGUGUCCUGGUUCAAGGACAGGACUCGACUGAAGGAGCAGGGGACAACAGUCACUCUGCCCGAAGUGACCAGGACGAUGAGCGGGCAGUACACGUGCCAGGUCUCCAACGAAGUGGGCACAAGACGGUCAGAUGUGGUGGAUCUCCAGGUGCACUAUGCUCCAGAGCCUUCCUCGGUUCAGAUCUCCCCCUCGUCAAUUAAAGAAGGAGUUACAGUAGAGCUGGCUUGUAUAUCGGCAGCCAACCCUCCUCCAGCUAAUUAUACCUGGUACUUCAAUGGCCAAGAAAUGCUUGGAAAGAACGGCAGGACCUUCCAGAUCCCUCAAGUCCUCGUCAAGCAUGCUGGGAGGUACUCCUGCUUGGCAGAAAAUAGUCUUGGGCCUGGAUCUGUUGACCAGGAAGCUGACUUGGACGUCCAGUAUCCCCCCAAGGGGGUCACCACGGUGAUUCAAAACCCCACACCGAUUCGAGAAGGAGACAGUGUGACCCUGUCCUGCACCUUCAAUUCCAGUAACCCCAGAGUUACUCGAUAUAACUGGAACAGCCCAGGCUCCCAGGACCAAACAUCACAGGAGAAGCUGACGAUUCGAAAAGUCACGUGGGACGCAGCGCCAGUCAAAUGCGAAGCCUGUAACCAGUGGUGUUCGUGGUCUCCCUCUGUUAACCUGAACGUCCACUAUGCUCCCAAGGACGUCAACAUCCAGAUCAGCCCUCAUACAGAGGUCCGAUCUGGGGAUCAGGUCUUCCUCCGGUGUGAGUUCUCAAGUAGCCAUCCCGAGGAUGUCCACUUCUUCUGGAAGAAAGAUGGAAGCCUUCUGAAGAAACAGAAGACACUUACCUUUGACCCCAUCUCUCCAGAAGAUUCGGGAACCUACCACUGCUUGGUCAACAACUCCAUUGGACAGACCUCAUCUGAGGCCUGCGAGCUCCGAGUGCUCUAUGCUCCCAGGAGGCUGCGUGUGUCCAUCAGCCCGAAAGACGGCGUGGUGGAGGGGAAGAUGGCAGUCCUGACCUGUGAGAGCGACGCCAACCCUGCCCCCUCCCACUACAACUGGUUUGAUGGGAAUAACCAAGACCUCCACCAUUACGGUCAGACGCUGAGGUUGGAGCCCGUGAAGCUGCAGCACUCAGGCAGCUACUGGUGCCGGGGGGCCAACCGUCUGGGCCAGAGCCAGUCGCCCCCCACCACCCUCACUGUCUACUACAGCGCUGCCACCAUCAGCAGACGUGCGGCCUUGGGAGUGGGGUUCUGCCUGGCCAUCUUCCUUCUGGCCAUCUGGGGAGUCAAGCUUCAGCGGAACUGGAAGAGGAUUCAGAGACAGCAGGGCCUUCAGGAAAGUUCCAGUGGACAGAGCUUCUUUGUGAGGAAUAUAAAGGCUAGAAGGACCCCCCAAGCUGAACGCCCCCACUCCCUGGGGUGCUACAACCCAGUGAUGGAAGAUGCAGUCAGCUAUGCUACCUUGAGCUUUCCUCUUGGCGAGACUGAUACACAGAGACUUAGAGACGCAGAGAGCUCAGAGAUGAGGGAAAUUCCCCCAAGCAGGGAUGACAGCGUCACCUAUGCUGUGGUGCAGAACCAUCAAGUGGCCGACUAUGAGAACGUGACUCCGGAGGUCCUAGACGAUGAGGGCAUUCAUUACUCGGAGCUGGUCCACUUCGGGAAUGGGAAGAGGGCACUGGCCCAGGAAGGAGUGGAAUACGUGACCCUCAAGCACUGAUGGGCCAAAACCUUCUCAGCCCCCACUGCUCUGCUGGGGCAUUAUACAUGUGCACGCACUCAUGCAUGGUUAUUGCAACCCAGCUGGUGCAGAGAACUUUGUACGUGGCCCAGACACGGUCUCCCUUCUUAGCACUGGUAACCCUUGAAAGGGUUUGUUCCUGGUCCUUUCCUCCCAGCAUCUCAUCUACAUACUUACCCUGAACUGUACACAUCUUCCCCCUGACCCUCCCCAGCCAUCUGUCACCACCUGUGUGUGUGUGGUCUGUUAGUCACUCAGUCGUGUCCAACUCUUUGUGACCCCAUGGACUGUAGCCCGCCAGGCUCCUCUAUCCAUGGGAUUCUCUGGGCAAGAACACUGGAGUGGGUUGCCAUGCCCUUCUCCAGGGGAUCUUCCCAACCCAGGAAUUGAACCUGGGUCUGCUGCAUUGCAGGCGGAACCUUUACCAUCUGAGCCACCAUCUGCCCCCUCCCAAACCCCAUCCCCUAGAUGGCUGUGUCCCCGCUGGGAUCAGCUGGUCAUUAUUUUUAUUUCUCUCUCACCCUGUUCCUUUGACAAGUGACCCCUGCUCUAAUAACUGCACUCACUAAUAUAAUGCCUAAUUUUUGCCUCUGGGACAAAGCCCGGGAAAUGAGGAGUAGAAACGAGGUAGAGAGAGGCACUGCCCUGGGCCGGUUCCUCUUCUAGGAGGCAUUCCACGUAGUGGAUGAUGCUGCUGCGGCCCCUGUCCUUGGAGGUCUCGGGGUCUGAGACGUACACCGAUGUGGAGACACAUGUAACAGACACAGAGCUGCACAAUAAACCUGACUCAGACAUCGC
Cervus elaphus (red deer) is the source of this 5136-nucleotide messenger RNA. It is a transcript of the gene CD22, whose product is annotated as CD22 molecule. NCBI's taxonomy places the organism in Eukaryota, Metazoa, Chordata, Mammalia, Artiodactyla, Cervidae. Bases 1774 to 4317 code for a protein of 847 amino acids. The transcript has 14 exons. The record is from RefSeq and is a predicted model, not a curated record.